This is a messenger RNA of Aspergillus glaucus CBS 516.65, 1689 nucleotides long. RefSeq names its product NEDD8-activating enzyme E1 regulatory subunit. The record is from RefSeq and is a predicted model, not a curated record. The transcript has 2 exons. Gene Ontology annotation, cellular component: cytoplasm. Gene Ontology annotation, biological process: protein neddylation. Lineage: Eukaryota; Fungi; Ascomycota; Eurotiomycetes; Eurotiales; Aspergillaceae. Bases 1 to 1689 code for a protein of 562 amino acids. Gene Ontology annotation, molecular function: NEDD8 activating enzyme activity.
AUGACGGACGCUUUCCCCAGAGCCCUGGCUGGGCCAUCCUCGAAAGAGCGCAAGUAUGACCGUCAGCUUCGACUCUGGGCUGCCAGCGGACAACAAGCGCUGGAGGAAGCUCAGGUGCUUUUAGUCAACUCCGAUGGUCCCUGGGAUAAUGAGGGCACUGGUGUCUCGGGCGUCGUGGGUGUGGAGACGCUGAAGAAUCUCGUCCUGCCUGGUAUCGGAGGCUUCACCAUCGUGGACCCAACGACGGUUACAGAGUCGGAUCUAGGUGUCAACUUCUUUCUUGAGGAGGAGAGUCUGGGGAAGUCGAGGGCUGGGGAGACUUGUCGGUUGCUGAGAGAGCUGAACCCCGACGUGGAGGGAAAUUUUCAGACCAAGCCGAUUGCAGAGCUCUUACAAGACGCAAACUUCCUAGGACAGUAUAAACUGGUCUUGAUCUCUGGUCCCUUGAAACGCUCAUCUCUGAACGCUCUCUCCAACGGAGCCCGCGAACUUGGCAUCCCGGUACUCUAUACACACUCGGUUGGAUUUUACUCGACAUUCUCUCUCCAGCUCCCCGCCGAAUUUCCCAUAGUUGAAACACAUCCCGACCCCGAAACGACACAAGACCUCCGCCUGGUGAACCCUUGGCCAGAGCUAGCAGAAGCUGGUGCGCAGAUCAUUAACCUGGAUAGUUUGGAUGACCACCAACACGGCCACGUACCAUACGUUCUAUUGCUUUUGCAUUACCUCGAGCAGUGGAAGGCAGCACACAACGGCAAUACGCCGUCCAAUUACAAGGAGAAGACAGAGUUCAGAGAGAUGGUGCGCGCUAGUGCUAGGAUGAACAGUGCUGAAGGUGGAGAGGAGAAUUAUGAUGAAGCUGCCGCUGCCGUGCUGAAAUCGUUGACCCCAUUCACUCUGCGCAGUACGCUCCGUGGGAUCUUUGAGAUGGAGGAGUGCAGGAAUCUGAAGCCUGAGUCGAAUAACUUCUGGAUCAUCGCGUCCGCCAUUAAUGAAUUCUACCAGAAGUACCAGGUGCUUCCGCUACCCGGUUCGCUACCGGACAUGAAGGCACAGUCGGCGGACUACGUUGCGCUUCAGAAAAUCUACAAGACCAAGGCCAAGAAGGACGUGGAGGAAGUCACAGGAAUCGUCAGACGGAUAGAGUCCCAGCUGGGAUCGCGGCCAAGCCCCGUUCCUGAAAAGGAUAUCGAGAUCUUUUGCAAGAACGCAGCUCACAUCAAGGUUGUCCUAGGCCGGAAUAUCCCGCAGCUGGACGAGGGAGAUGAACACCUGUCCAAGACAGUUCGGAACAACCUAAGUGUAAUCGAGGGCUUGCCCGAACCUCUCAUGCCGAUCUUCAUCGCCUCCCAGAUCCUGGAUGCAAUCGUCACUGACAUCCAAGAGGGGAAGCAAGCGAGUGGAUCUAUCGAUGACGAGGGAGUGUGGAGGGAUCAGAUUGAUCGCUUUGUUGGUAUUCUUCGGCGCAACGAUCCGGCCGCUGUCGACGAAGACACGCAGCAACGUAUCGUGGACGCCACUCAGGAACUCCGACGUACAGAAGGCGGCGAGCUCCACAAUAUCUCCGCUCUUACAGGUGGUCUAGUCGCGCAGGAGGCUCUCAAGGUUAUCACGAGGCAGUACGGCCCGUUGGACAAUACAUGCAUCUUUGAUGGUGUCCGAAGCCGCACCGAGAUGUACAGGCUGUGA